AGGUGGAGCGCCGCGGUGCUCGCCUGCUGGACCCGCCCUCGCCGCCUCGCCGCCCGCUCCUCCAAUAAGAGCUAAAGUCAAAGCCGUAGCCCUCCGUAAGAGCAGGCCAAGACAAACGGAGACAAGACGCACGGGAGCCGGCCAAGAGCGAGAGGGCGGACAAGGUUGCUCAAUUAAUUAAAUAAAAGCUCCGGGAACACAGCACGAGUCUCUGCGGCGAGAGAAAUACAUAGCAAAAAUCGAACUGUGGAUUUAUACCUGACGGAUUACCUAGAACAGCGGUGCCUCUUUAUUUCCCCCCGCUGACCGGCAAUGACGGCACCUCUCGUGAAGGAGGCUAGGCUACGGGAGCAAGCGGAAUAAAGCGACCAACGCCGGCUGUACAGCGGAGAGGCUGGGGAGGGAGGGGGGAGAGAAAGAGGGAGCGCGGCUGCAUGACUGGACAGAGGACGCCCUGUAUGUCCGCAACUGGGACGGUAGCCCACGCCGCCACAUCUGGAGGUGCAAAGAAGCGGUUAUGAGGGAGUCUACCAAACAACACACACCAGCCGCCGGAUGCGGCAUGGCGACUGUGUAUCGUUUCUGAAGACGAAUGGCACAGUAAAGAGGAGAUGUCCUCCGGUUUGAUAUGAACGGAGGCGAUUCCGACAAGGGGGUUAUUGGUUUUGCAUUCCCUGCAGGGGGGACUGAGUGCCCCGUGUGAAGACAUUUAGUUAUUCUGGACUUCGUGCCGCGGACGUGGGAAAUGUAAACAUUCGGUUGGGAUUUUAAACUGCGUGUACUUCUCCUGAGGAAUUUUGCCGGCAUGGAGUGUGUCGAGGCGGACCAGGAGGUAGCAGAACCUCCUGUUAACGGAAUUCAUGGACCGAACCGAAUCCGGCCUUCCUCGUACCGGGCACUGCGCAGCGCCGUGUCCAGCCUGGCCCGUAUUGAUGAUUUCUUCUGCGAGAAAAUCGGCUCCGGGUUCUUCUCGGAAGUGUUCAAGGUCCAGCACAGGAUCACGGGGCAGGUGAUGGCGCUGAAGAUGAACACCCUGGCCAGCAACAGGGCCAACAUGCUGAGAGAGGUGCAGCUAAUGAACAGGCUGUCCCACCCCAACAUACUCAGGUUUGUGGGUGUGUGUGUACACGAGGGGCAGCUCCACGCUUUGACAGAGUACAUUAACGGAGGGAACCUGGAGCAGCUGCUGGACAGCGACAUGUACCUGUCGUGGACGGUGAGGAUGGGCCUGUCAUUGGACAUCGCCCGGGGGCUUCAGUACCUGCACAGCAAGGGCAUCUUCCACAGGGACCUCACCUCUAAGAACUGUCUGGUUCGCUGUGAAAAUGGGCUCUUCAGUGCGGUGGUGGGGGACUUUGGCCUGGCAGAGAAGAUUCCAGACUACAGUGACGGACUUGAGAAACAGCCCCUGGCCAUCGUGGGCUCCCCCUACUGGAUGGCCCCGGAAGUGUUAAGGGGAGAACUUUACAACGAGAAGGUGGACGUCUUCGCCUAUGGGAUUAUCCUGUGUGAGGUCAUCGCUCGGAUACAGGCUGACCCUGACUUCCUGCCCCGCACUGAGGACUUCGGCUUGGACGUGGAGGCCUUCCAGCACAUGAUAGGGGACUGUCCCCCCUCUUUCCUGGAUCUGGCUGUCACCUGCUGCAAUAUGUGUGCGGAAAAGCGGCCGUCCUUCACAGAGAUCGUGAUCGAGCUGGAGACGCGGGAGAGGGAGAGGGAGAAGGAGGAGAAGAAGGAGCUGGUUGUUCUGGGGCCUGUUGCCCGCCACGACAGCCCACACCGGAGGAGAUCCCUGUGCCUGCCGGGGGACCAGCGCCUGUCGCGGAGCAAGUCGGAUAUGCUGCCGCCCGCUACGCCCCCUUUGCUGGGGACGCCCGCCCGGGUCAACCCCUUCUCCCUGCGGGACGACCUGAAUGGUGGCAAGAUCAAGCUCUUUGACACGCCCAGCAAGUCGGUCAUCUCCCUGACCUUCACCCUGCCCCCGCCGCCUGAUCCCUGCGCCUCUCCCUCGGGGGGCGACCCCCCCCGGGGCGCCCACCGCCGCUGCCAGUCCCUGCCCUGCACCCCUGAGCUGAGCCGCAUCCCGCUGCUCUCGGCGGCGCUGAGGGGCGAGGGGGCGCCGGGUGGCAUGGGCACACUGCCCGACACAGACAAUGACAGCCUGGAGGAGGAAGAGGGUGGGGCACAGAGGACGGAGGAGCUGGACUCGGGUCCGAUCGCCGACGACUCGGGCCUCCCCCUGGACCUGGAUAUGGUGUCCCUGGAGUGCUUGGAGGAAGAGGAAGUGGAGCUGGAGAGCCUGGGUUUGGGUGAGCCCAUGGACUGCACCAGCUCCCCCGACACACUAGAUGGCACUGUUUCAGCCCCUGUCAAACCCCCCCUCGCCUCUACCUCUGCACUGCCCAAUGGCUGGGGCCCGCCUAUCUCCAACGGCCCCCCGUCCCUCCCCCCACUCCCCCACCUGGACAACAACAACAGCACGGUGGUGGUCAGCCGCCCUCUGGGCUGGGGGGGCAACGGGUACCACGCCCCCACUGGCGGCCCUGUCCCCUUCCCCCUCCCCAACUCCAGCAGCACCACGUUGGAGCAGGAUGAGGUCAUUUCCUGUCCCGGAUGCUGCCUGGCAGGGCUAAGCUUCCCCUCUGUGUGUCUGCGGGGCGCCGCCCGCCGGAACCCGCACCACCCCUACAAGAACCUGAACGGGGACGCGACACGUGGACUGCUGUGUCGCAGCCCCAAAAACCUGGCCCCGCCCCCCACACCCCCUGAGCCUGGCCUGCCCCUCCCCGAGGCUCAGACAUAGAGGGGGGGCCCCCUUACUGGACGAUGUUUCUUUUUCCCGAUAGCACUACUGUCAGUCUGACUGUAAAUAGUGUAACCUGCUUGAUAUCCCCACUGCAGUGCAGCUAAAACUUGGGGAAGUUAAUCUGGGUUGGGAUAUUCACUGAGUUUGAUUUCCUAUGGUGUUGCGUGAGAAAAAGUUAAAUGAAAAGCGUGCUGUUCUACUGCUAUAUAUU
Megalops cyprinoides (Indo-Pacific tarpon) is the source of this 3017-nucleotide messenger RNA. RefSeq names its product testis associated actin remodelling kinase 1 (gene tesk1). The transcript has 11 exons. Bases 806 to 2803 code for a protein of 665 amino acids. NCBI's taxonomy places the organism in Eukaryota, Metazoa, Chordata, Actinopteri, Elopiformes, Megalopidae. Gene Ontology annotation, cellular component: cytoplasm; nucleus. The record is from RefSeq and is a predicted model, not a curated record. Gene Ontology annotation, biological process: actin cytoskeleton organization; protein phosphorylation; positive regulation of stress fiber assembly. Gene Ontology annotation, molecular function: protein serine/threonine kinase activity; ATP binding.